Molecule: messenger RNA, 1457 nt
Organism: Haemorhous mexicanus (house finch)
Lineage: Eukaryota; Metazoa; Chordata; Aves; Passeriformes; Fringillidae
Product: serine/threonine-protein kinase PAK 3-like
Exons: 10
Coding region: 1-1455 (484 amino acids)
Biological process (GO): regulation of MAPK cascade; intracellular signal transduction; protein phosphorylation
Cellular component (GO): cytoplasm
Molecular function (GO): ATP binding; protein serine/threonine kinase activity
Source: RefSeq, a predicted model, not a curated record
AUGGCGUCGAUCGCCGACUGUGGCCGCAACGCCCGCGGCACAACGGCCGCGGCUGCGCCGGCGGCGCGCGGCCUGAGGGGGGCGCUGCGCUCGGGCCCGCGCGCGCCCAGCGCGGCCCCGGCGCGGGCCGGGCUCGACUUGCUGAGGGUAAACUGCUCCUCCAAGCGGGCCAUGAAUGAAGACAUUAAAGAGUAUCUGCCCCAGCAUCAGCCCCUGGGGCUCCUUCUAGAGGAAAAUCAGGAGCAGGCUGCUUCACCAGAGAUGCCAUGCCAGACUCAGGCAGAGCUGUUCCCAGCCCGAGAGCAGGAAGAGCAGCUCAGGCAGCAGGUGGAAGAGCCAGAGCAGAAUGGCCAGGACAUCAAGGCAGAGCCACAAGUAGAGCUGCCUGUAGCUCAGAGUUCCAUCAUGGCAGUGAAGAGGAGGAACAAGGAUGACAUGAGGAGAAUUCAAGAGGAGUUGAAUCUCCAUCAGCACAGGGGCGAUCAACAAAACCAGGUGAGGGAAAGAAUGGCAGCCUCUCCAGUCCUGAAGCGUCCUCUCCCUUCUUGUUUACAGAACAUCAAGGAAUACCUGCAAGAAGAGUUGCAGAAAACUGAAGCUAGGAUCAAGGCAUUGGAGAAGAGGCUGGAGGAAGAAAUGAAAAUCGUCAGAGAGAAAGUUAAUCCCUUUCCUCAGGCUCUAGAAAAGCAAGUGGCCAUAAAGAAAAUUAAUCUUCAAGGACUGAGGAGGAAGCAAGUAACCGUUAAUGAAAUCAAGGUUAUGAAGAGGUAUAGGAGUCCCAGUGUUGUGAAUUAUUUAGCCAGCUACCUUCUGGGUGAGGAGCUCUGGCUGGUUAUGGAAUACAUGGAUGGAGGAACUCUAAAUGAUGUCAUCAAUGAGUCUGACAUGUUUGAAGGAGAGAUUGCAGCCAUCAGUCGGGAGUGCCUGCGUGGACUGGAUUUUCUCCACUCAAACCAUGUGAUCCACCGAGAUGUGAAGAGCUGCAACAUCCUUCUCAGAACCGAUGGCUCUGUCAAGCUGGCUGACUUUGGCCUCGCUACUCAGCUCACCCCCGAGCAGAGCAGACGUUCCUCGCUAGCCGGGACCACUUGGUGGAUGGCGCCUGAAGUGGUGACGCAUCAACCAUAUGGCCCCAAAGUGGACAUAUGGUCUUUUGGAAUUGUGGGCAUCGAAAUGGUAGAUCACGAAGCUCCUUACUGGAACCAAAGUCCUGUCACGGCUAAACUCCUGAUAGCCACAAAAGGGACCCCACGGCUGCGGCAGCCCAACCGAUUCUCGCCUUGCCUGCGAGACUUCCUGAGCUGCUGCCUGCAGAGAGAUGAGGCGCGGCGCUGGUCUGCCAAGGAGCUCCUGCAGCAUCCAUUUGUUACUUCAGCCAAGCCAGCGUCCACCCUGGCACCACUCAUCAACUCAGUGAAGAAGAAGAAGGAGGAGGAGUGGAGAAGAAGAAUGUAACA